AUGGCCCAAAAGUCGGAUAUAUCGGUGGAAACGAGCAAUGCGACAGCUGCAAAACCGAACCCGCCAUCACCAAAGUCUAGACUUGCAAUGCUGAAGAGAACCAAAAAAGCAUCAAAUGCAUCGUCUGAUCCGUUCCGCUUCCAGAACAAUGGAAUUUCCUAUAAGGGAAAGCUGAUCGGAGAGCAGGACGUUGACAAGGCUCGAGGAGAUGCGAUGUGUGCGGAAGCCAUGAAAACCGCCAAAAGCAUCAUCAAGGCUGCCGGCGCUCACAAGACGCGCAUCAGUCUUCAAAUCAAUAUUGAUGGAAUCAAAGUUCUCGAUGAGAAGAGCGGAGCUGUUCUACACAACUUCCCAGUCUCGAGAAUAUCCUUCAUCGCUAGAGAUUCGUCUGAUGCCCGCGCUUUUGGUCUUGUCUACGGUGAGCCAGGAGGCAAGUACAAGUUCUAUGGAAUCAAGACCGCUCAAGCUGCCGAUCAAGCGGUGUUGGCUAUCAGAGACAUGUUCCAAGUCGUGUUCGAGAUGAAGAAGAAGCAUAUCGAGCAAGUGAAACAGCAGCAGAUUCAAGAUGGAGGAGCCGAAACUAGCAGCAAGAAGGAAGGCGGAGUCGCUGUCGCUGAUCUUCUCGACCUCGAAUCGGAGCUUCACCAAAUCGAGCAAGGAGUACAACAACUUUCGACAGUGCCAACGAAUUGUGACGCAUUCGGAGCUUCUCCAUUCGGCGAUCCAUUCGCUGACAGUUUCAACACCACUGCCACGUCGAACGGAACUAUGAACAUGUCAGGAAAUGUGUCGAACAUGUCUGGAAACCAAGCACCAUUCGGCGGAGUCCAGCUGCCUCAUAUGUCACAACUUCAAAUGGCACAACAACCAACGAAUCAGAAUUGGCCAAGCUCCGGAGCUUCAUUCGAUGCAUGGGGACAACAGCCAGCAAUGCAUCAUGCUCACAGUACUCCUGCAUUCGGAUCAAAUGGAUUCUCUGAUACCAAUCCAUUCGCCUCGGCAUUCGGUACCCAACAAGCUCCCCCACCACCACUCCCUGCUGCCGCCCCUGCUCACUCUCAAUUCCGUGAUCCAUUUGCUGUCAACACUGCUCUCACAAGUUCUACAAUCGAUUGGAAUGGAACAGGAACGACGAAAGAGAAUAUGGCACCAUCCACGAAUGGUCAGUCACUUCAUCAUGCCAGCACAUUUGCCAACUUUGGAGACAAAGCUGACAACUGGACCGAGAAGAAAGUGACAUCAUUGGAAGAGGCAUUCACGAAGUUGGUCGAUAUGGAUGCAUUGGUUGGAGGACAAGGAAUGAAGGAAACGAAAAAGAAUCCAUUCGAGCAUAUUCUGAAUCCUCCAAAGGCCUCUCUGAACUCUCUGUCAACUACUUGCUCUGCUGCUCAGAUGGCUGCAACUCAACAACAACAGCAACAUGCUCCAUCGCGUGCUGAUCCAUUUGGAGAUGACUUCUUCCGAUAA
Molecule: messenger RNA, 1467 nt
Organism: Caenorhabditis remanei
Lineage: Eukaryota; Metazoa; Nematoda; Chromadorea; Rhabditida; Rhabditidae
Exons: 6
Coding region: 1-1467 (488 amino acids)
Source: RefSeq, a predicted model, not a curated record